Cynara cardunculus var. scolymus (artichoke) is the source of this 1834-nucleotide messenger RNA. RefSeq names its product probable ADP-ribosylation factor GTPase-activating protein AGD5. Lineage: Eukaryota; Viridiplantae; Streptophyta; Magnoliopsida; Asterales; Asteraceae. Gene Ontology annotation, molecular function: GTPase activator activity. The record is from RefSeq and is a predicted model, not a curated record. The coding region runs from base 217 to 1719 and encodes 500 amino acids. The transcript is spliced from 11 exons.
GAUAGAAAAUGGAGAACACGCGUGGACCCAUGGGACACGCAUAAUGCACCCACGGCAACCUCCCACCCGACCCGCAAAAAUCCCUUCACACGUUCCCGUCCCGUAAGAAAACAGAACGAAACGGGAAAAGGGAAAUCAAACCCCCACAAAUUCCUGAAUCCGAUCUCUUUCAUCGUCGCCGGAAUUUGAUAAUUUUCCGUUUAUGUGCCGGAAAAUAUGAACGAGAAGGCCAACGUAUCCAAAGAGCUUAAUGCCAGGCACAGAAAAAUACUGGAAGGGCUUCUUAAAUUGCCAGAGAAUAGGGAAUGUGCUGAUUGCAAAGCUAAAGGUCCCCGAUGGGCUAGUGUGAAUCUAGGCAUCUUUAUAUGCAUGCAAUGUUCUGGAAUCCACAGAAGCCUUGGAGUCCACAUAUCGAAGGUGAGAUCUGCUACACUGGACACAUGGCUUCCUGAACAAGUUGCAUUUAUCCAGUCAAUGGGAAAUGUGAAAUCAAAUAGUUACUGGGAAGCAGAACUACCUCCAAACUAUGACAGAGUUGGCAUUGAGAAUUUCAUUCGGGCAAAGUAUGAAGAAAAGAGAUGGGUUGCUAGAGAUGGAAUACCGAAUUCACCUUCUAGGUUGCAAGAAAAUAAAGCUCCUACACAGUGGCAGAGACCUGCUGAAAGAUCUGGAGGCACCAGCUAUUUUGAAAGUCCGUCUGAAGAAAAGAAGAGCUUUCAGGCACAUGGUACAAAGAGCAACAUCCAUGCUACAAAAACCGGUAGUACAAAGAGCAACAUCCCUGCUACAAAAACCGGUCUUCCUGUGCCUCCGAAAGGAUCUGAACCUGUGAUACGGAAAGCUGAGGCUGAGACGACAAAGGAGGUUGCUGAAGCUGUCUCUCCUCCUAAAGUUGAUGUUGCUACUGAUCUUUUCGACAUGCUUUCUAUGGAGGAUGGUCCUGCUGAGAAUGGUUCAGAAGCAGCUCCAACGGAUGAUAAUUUAUGGGCAGGAUUCCAAACUGUUGGAGAAAAUUCAUCUUCGGAGACAACAGGCCCUUCGGAACCUGUAGAUAAUAAGGCCAAGUCCACUUCUGAAAUUGAUGAUUUGUUUAAAGAUUCACCUCCAAUCUCACAACCUAAUGCAUCAGAUAAGCCUCAGAAGGAUGUUAAAAGUGAUAUUCUGAGCCUUUUUGAGAAGGGCAACACAACCACACCAUAUACUCUUCAUCAGCAGCAACUUGCCAUGCUAGCACAACAGCAAUCCCUACUUAUGGCAGCUGCAUCUACAUCAGGUGGUUUGCCUAACUUUUCUGGAAAUGGGCAACAGCCAGUGCCGAGUGGUGCAAACUUGCCUAAUCAAAACUGGCUAAAUGCUGGUAACCAAAUUCCGGGAAUGAUGAUACCAGCUGUUAGAAAAGAGGAAGUGGAAAAAUAUUUGCAGCAGAUAAGAAACAUGGCAGCAGCAAAUUCAGGUGGGAACUCAGCUCAGAUACCAACAUCCAGCUUUUACACCAUGGGACCACAAGUUGGUACAAACGAGAUGCCGCUUCCUGGAGCAGCAUUACCGGGAGCAACAACGCAAAACGCUUAUUUGAACAACGCAGGGUCAUCUGGAGCAUCAAAACCGCAAUCGGCAACUCUUCCGGUAUCAUCUGGAUCUUCUUCUUCUUCUUCACAGUCUUCUGCCAAAGACUAUGAUUUCUCAUCAUUGACCCAAGGGAUGUUCUCAAAACCAUGAUAUGCAGGUUUUAUAUAUAGUAUAAAUACCAUAUAAAAGUAAUUUAGAUAGAAAAUACAGAUAUUGGCCUAUUGGAAUGUAAACUAAUUGUAGAAAAAGAACUCGAUUUUCAGUU